CUGGCGUAUCGACGAUAAAUCGCAAAUGCUGAAUAGCCCAGUAGUUGGUACGUAAAAUACCUGCAUUUACUUCACUCCACAAAAAUAUAUAUUCCGAAGUAUAUUUUCCACUUUUCCGUAUUUUCCACGAUUUUUAUGACGCAUAUUAGCACCAUUAUUACAAUGCAUUUUCCUAACUGGCGUUCCUUACGACACGUAGUACUCAUUCUCAUCAUAAGCACUUCGGCUUAUGCUCUCUACGAUGCUGAUGUAGAUAUCGGAGUAUACGUUCUCAAUGACGAAAACUUUAAUUCUACUGUGUAUCAGUAUACGGGAAGUCAUUUAAUGCGAAAGGACAGGACCACCGGAAACGUAACAUGGAUCGUCCAGUUUUACAACUCCUGGUGCGGACACUGCAUCAAGUUUGCUCCGACGUACAAAGCUUUAGCCAAGAAGCUUCAGCAUUGGAAAGAUGUGGUGCGACUUGGGACAGUGGACUGCUCGUACAAUUUCAAUCGACCACUGUGCAGCCGCUUCCAGAUUACUGCCACUCCAGCCAUUCGCACAUUCGCACCGUAUUCCGAUUCAUCUUCACUUGGCGAUUUGCUGGAAGCAGAGAGGACAGUUACCGGAAUAAUGCACCAGAUUCUGGAUUUAAUGGAAUUUCAGUCUCAAAGAGAAGAAUUAGCCUCCUUGCCCGAUAAACCCAUCCACGAAAUCUGGCUUAACCUACCGGCAAGCGUCGAUGCGCUUGCAGUUAUUGUAGAGCCUCUGGGAUCGUAUGUAGGGAAAGAAAGCAUAAUGCAUUUGCAUCCCAAUCUGCAAGCCAUAACCGCCAGACGAGCGAUGAGCACUAAUCAGAAGCUGCUAAACAGCCUAAAAGCUAUGAAUCAUCAACCACCGUUUGUGGUUUUUCUGCAACGAAACCUUAUCAAUCAGCAAGGCAUAAUAGAUUUGAAUACUCUCCGCGAAUCCGAUCCAGUACAGGCUUUCUGCGAAGCCAUUUUGCGUGCCGACACCGAGUUGACGAACCGCAACAAAAUCCCCAGACGGCUUCCUCUUGGUCCGGUGUACGGACAAACAGAAAUCGAGGACUCGCGGCCCACAAUCCUGGCUUCAGCCUCGCAGAAUCCGCCGCCCAGCCGCGCGGACAUGACCGAUGUCAACGCGGCGCUGAUCUACGCCAUCAGUCACGAAGUCGCCAGUCGCGAGGUGGUAACCGGCCGCCCACUUGAUGCCCUACGCGUGUUCGUCCGUGCCGUGAUCAAAUACCUUCCGGUGCGAGCGGAUAUUCUGAUGGCAUUCCGACAAUUAGACACUGCCUUACUACGCCAGUCAUCCAUUCUGGGCGAGGAAAUACUGCAGGUCUUACGCGAGAGCGGCCUUAAUUUUGAUCAAGAAAAGAUUCGUUGGGGACACUGCAAGGGCAGUGUGGCGCACCUACGCGGAUAUCCGUGCGGAUUGUGGACCACCUUCCACAUGCUGACGGUGCGCGCGUACGAAACCGACCCGCCCACGCAAAAUGCCAUUGGUAACGAUGGAGCACUGAGCGCAGCCAUGAGUUACAUCGAGCAUUUGUUUUCGUGUGAGGAAUGCUCGCGACAUUUUGUCAAGUACGCCGAGAGUAUUCGGCGUUACAACGUGGCGCAUUUGUCCAACGCCGAUGCCGCAUUGUUUUUGUGGCGAGCGCAUAACAGCGCCAAUCGGCGCUUGGCCGGAGAUUUGUCGGAAGACCCCGCUCAUCCCAAAGUGCAGUGGCCCGGUUCGAUUCAGUGUCCACGGUGUCGAGCGACCAGCCAGCCGGUGGCAUCGGAUGUGUGGAAUGAACAAGAAGUGCUCAAGUUUCUGCAGCGUUAUUAUGGGCGGACGCCCGUUGGAAUUGUCGCAUAGUUAUGCAUUGCGGCUAGCAUUUAAAUUAUUUUUUGCGUUGUCGUUCCUUUACAAUUGUAAUACGCUAUUGUGUACAGCAGUGUCAGGAAGUUAGAAAAAGUGUGCUACAGAGAAUGUGGCCACGCAGUUCGAUUUCGAAAAAUUAAACAGCCACAGAUCACAGUA
Paramacrobiotus metropolitanus is the source of this 2034-nucleotide messenger RNA. Its product is annotated as sulfhydryl oxidase 2-like. Gene Ontology annotation, cellular component: Golgi membrane. The record is from RefSeq and is a predicted model, not a curated record. The coding region runs from base 136 to 1869 and encodes 577 amino acids. Lineage: Eukaryota; Metazoa; Tardigrada; Eutardigrada; Parachela; Macrobiotidae. Gene Ontology annotation, biological process: protein folding. Gene Ontology annotation, molecular function: protein disulfide isomerase activity; flavin-dependent sulfhydryl oxidase activity. The transcript has 4 exons.